GGUUAUGAGACAAAUCGUAGAAGGAAGACUUAAAGAAACGACAAAGUUAACUCUUUUCAAUCUAUCCUAAAGCACGGCUGAAACCACAGACAGAACAUCCACAACCACCCAACACCCAACCGCAACAACAUAACACCACAACACCAACCCACUUUCUCCUCUGCAAGAAGCACCAUGAGUGACAUGGAAGACGAUGAUGCACCCAUGUCGGUUAGUCGCCGACGGCCCAACAUUCUCAUCACUGGGUCACCUGGAGUGGGAAAGACUUGCACGGCUGCCUCCAUCGCGAAAACAAUGGGCAGCGACAUGGUCCACGUUAAUGUCGGCAAAUUCGCCGAAGAACACAAAUGUUACGAAGGGCGCGACGAAGAAUUGGAUACCAACAUUUUGGAUGAAGACAAGUUGCUCGAUCUGCUCGAAAUCCAAUUUCAACAAUUAGCAGCUGCCAACAAGGGCAUUGUCGCCGACUUUCAUGUCUGUGAAAUAUUCCCCGAACGAUUCUUUGAUUUGGUACUCGUCCUACGAACCAAGACCGAAACACUCUUUGAUCGACUCACGGCACGAGGAUAUUCCGAACGAAAACGAUCCGAAAACAUGGAGGCCGAAAUCAUGCAAGUCAUUCUCGAAGAAGCACGGGCGUCGUAUGCCACCGAAAUUGUUCAUGAAGUGCCAUCCAAUACGGUGGCAGACUUGCAAUCCAAUGUGCAACGGGCGUGUCAAUGGUGUGAUCAAUGGGUGGCGGAUCAUACCUAACUUGCAUACUUACAUGUACAUAUGUACUGCCUUUAGAAACGUAAGUGAGCAAGUGUGGCCGGCAAUAAUAUUCGAUUGAUUAGAGCAAGACUAUUCGUUCUCGUCAAGAGCCGUCAAUCUUUGCAAGAAACACAACAAUACACGACUUUGGAACACAAAAUGUGUUAUUAUUAGGAUCCUUUUCCACACAGCGUUCCUGGUGUUGUUGUGCUGGUACAGUACUGGUAUCGCUAGAACGCUGGAACAACAUCCUCUGUUUAGCAUCGUGUAUAGUGGUAUCGAUGUGUACGGUGAUACUGCAGUGGACAGGAGAACUUUGUAGAGGCAACUGAACCGUGUUGACUAAUCAGACAAAAUGGUCGCAUAAAACUUCCUCGUCAUGAUGGCUUCUACCACCGUCCAAGUUUCAACCGAGGCUGGCUCGAAAAGCGCCGCUGUCAUUACCGUAUGAAGUGGAAUCAAACAUGGACCGUGGGCAUGACACCAUGGUUGAGGAAAUCAAACUCUUCUAUCAUGGCAUUGAAGACAUGUCCGCAACUGUGUCGUGAGCAUUGUAGCCAGGAAGAUUGAUUGCAACUUCUGUUCUGGUACGAUAUUUGGUAUUUUGGCUGGCUUAAAACAACGCAAACAGUCAAGAUCCAAGAUCUACUCUAGCUAGUACCGUACUG
Messenger RNA from Seminavis robusta, 1421 nucleotides. The record is from the annotation of a GenBank genome assembly. Lineage: Eukaryota; Bacillariophyta; Bacillariophyceae; Naviculales; Naviculaceae.